This is a messenger RNA of Phaeodactylum tricornutum CCAP 1055/1, 7214 nucleotides long. RefSeq lists its product with no specific name. Lineage: Eukaryota; Bacillariophyta; Bacillariophyceae; Surirellales; Neidiaceae. Gene Ontology annotation, molecular function: protein binding. The record is from RefSeq and is a predicted model, not a curated record. The transcript has 6 exons. Gene Ontology annotation, cellular component: mitochondrion. The coding region runs from base 1 to 7083 and encodes 2360 amino acids. Gene Ontology annotation, biological process: mitochondrial proton-transporting ATP synthase complex assembly.
AUGUCAAGGCCACGCCGGAACUUCAGCUUUUCGUUCGUCGGUCCCAAGACGCUGGACGAUGUAAUCAAAAAGGAGCUGGUGACAGAGAAAUCGGGUGCCGAAGUCGCCGAUAUUUGGUAUUCCUAUCACGAAAAUAAGCCAAGCAGGAAAGUCGGUUUUGUCGAGAGCGCAGAAAUGGUAAGACUGUCAGAUUCAUCAGGUGUUGACUUUUUGCUGUAUGGCGGCUAUCGUUGGUGGCGUCUCACUUCUGAUCGAUACGCACCGAUAGUCCAUUCUUCGUGCAGCCUGUAUUCCGAGACGACGUUUCAGAGUCCGGGCCACUUUCUCAUGGCCUAUUUAGAGGACUACAAAAUGGAUCCGCAGAGUGCAACCCCGUUGUUAACGUUUUCGGUGUUUGACGAUUUGGCAGACAACAAAGACGUGGUACUAGUCCGCGCCGAUAUUCUCAAUAAGAGUAUACAAGAUGACGAAGGUCGGAAAGUGGUCCGUAGCGUUUUAGACAAUUACCGGGACGAAGAGCACUUUGUUGUCGUCAAGACCUUCAACGAACGACCCGACGCGUUUGAUAUCGACGACUAUAUCUCCCGAAUGAAUAUUCGUUGGCAACAGGAUCCUCCGAAUACGGCGCGGUGGUCGGAGGAUCCCAGUGGUGCGGCUGGAUCGUCAAACAUGAACGAUAAGGAAGCUCGGGUUGUCUUUUUUUUCUUAAAAAGAGAAGAGCGAAUAUGCUUGCAAAUUGAAAUAGUCUCAUCCCCACGACAAUCGACAAACAGCGCGACUCCUUCGCGGACAACUACAACUCCCGUCCUUCCUGUGGACUGUUCUGAAGGUGCUGACGUCUCUGCGGAAACUAGUUUGGAAGAGUUCUGUAUCGUGAUGGAAGACUUUUUGAAGUUUCAGUCAUGGGGGGAACCGUUGAUCGGUUCCGCCGAUGCCGGUCUGGGGCAACCCAUUCGACCGACGAAGAAUGGAUUGCAGUGGCUCGCGGUUCCGUCCAUGUGCGUCAACACGGCCUACCGUGUAACCAGAGGGUCACUCCAGCGGCUAUCUGUGACCGAUGCCGCAAGUAUUACCGUAGAUGCACAAAUAUCGUUACCGACGGGAGCCAUCCGAAUUGCAACUUCGCCAGAUGGACGUUUGGUUGCCGUGGCCUUGAUGGACGGUUCAUUGGCGUUCUACGACUCAACCAAGAAGGCGUUGAAUUUGAGACGGCACCUCUCAGAUGUGCACUCACAUUUCGUGUCCAGUACUGACGAGGUGCCCUCGUUGUCUCGAGACAGUGCGGCGGGAGCGUCCGGCCCCGUGCGCUCUCUCGCGUUCGGUUCGGACCCGAACGUCGACGGAUAUGCACUCUUGCUCGUGGACGACAGUCAACAAGGGUGUAUCAUUUACCAUAUAGACGAUGAAUCCAAGCCGACCGACAUGGUGCCACACCAACUCGAUCGUGGGGGUUUCUCCAGUGCCUGUUGGCGGUCCGGUGGGGCGGCUUCGGCAUCGCCGAGUGGCAUGGGAGCGCUCGCGCUCGGUACGACCGACGGAGUCGUGCACGUCUACUCGUAUACGAAUGACGGUAAUACAACGCCAUCGUCGUCAUUGUCAUCCCAGCUGAUCCAUCGGGGUAUUAUUUCCUUCCCAGGUGAUGGGGAUGGAUGGAGUUGCACGCACCUGGAUUGGUACGACGACGCGCUGGUGGCUGGAUACGGUCGCGUUAUUCCCGACGAAGGCGACGUCACGGACGUAGAAAAUGAAGACGAUGCCGCCGAUCACGAAGCCCUCUUGUUCGUUUUUGUCCUUGACGACUCUUUUCACGUUUCGACUACAUCGGACCUCGGGGAUGUAGUCCCGUUCUUUUCCGUUCCGAAACAAGGGCGCCACGUGUUCUUGACCACCUUUGCUCCAUCGGCUACCCACGCACCUUUACUGCUGGUAGCGAGCAAUGUAGCAACAGAUGUGGGAGUUGUCAGGCGGACGGAAGAAAAUACUUGGGAUUUGACCGAUGUCCCCGAAGGGGAUAAUGUCAUGACACCGACGAAUGACGACGAUGAGUUUACGUAUCCUAUUGGCCUUUGCGUAAUUCGUGUGGCACAGGAAAGUCAGACCGUCCCAAUUGUGCUGCUAGCUGCCACAGAUGGGUCCAUCGGUUGUUGGGAACUCCUACACCAAAGCCAAGAUGACUUUUUUCGACUUGAGCCGCAACUACCAUCCAUACUCCCUGACGACGCUGUGCCGCCGAAAGUUCAGAGAUCGACGACUACGUCACCAUCUACCAUUGUUGGUGGCAGCAAAACGUCAUUAUUUACCGAGGAAAACCCAUUAUCAUCCGCAAAUUUGACUCAGAUGCCCAUGGCGACAGGUGGCAAGGAUGAUAGAUUCUCUUUCGGAGCGGUGAAUGAUUCAGGGGGAGCUUCUUUUUUUGUAGAUGGUAUUACCAAUCCAGAAGUUGGUAGCCGACUUCCACCUACUAGAAACUUGUCUGGCGCUGUAUCUGAGCAGAAGGAGGUAACUAAGAUUAGCACGUCCGUUGAAAGGCCACCGGCGCUGGGUGAGACAACUCCUCAUGUCAUGGUACAAAGCGAUUACCAGCAACCUGCCGAUACGUUUAAAAGAACAGCUUCCAGUCCUGUAGACUCGCCCGGAUUUGGCGGAGUGACAACACUCAAAACAUCGGAUGGGAAAAUGACAGCUGUGGAUGGUGAAGCCAUAGUUUUUGGCUCCGGAUCGGCUCCUGCUUUUGGUUCAGGGUCGUCCUUUUCGUUUGGAACUUUGGCUCACAGUUCGAGUUCUGCUGCCUUUAGUUCCAGCCCAAUGAACAAUAGUCAGUCUGCUUUUGAGAACAUUUUUGGGCCCAAGCCUACUUUUUCUUCCACGGCAACAAAUAUGGCCAAACCGCUUUUCGGUUUAACCAAAAGUAUGGAAGGGAAGAAGACAGAAGAGCCAGAGUCACCUGCUUUGAUUGCAAAGCCUUCAGAAGAUGAUGAGGAACUAGGUAUCCAAGGCCCUUUGGCCCAGAAAGCUGGUCACGUGUUUGACGAGAUUGACGACGGCCGAAAAGGCUACGUUGCUGCUUCAAAUAUAGAAGACCUUCUGGAUCGGCUCGGCGAAGGGUUUCAUGGGAGCGAACUAGACUUGCAGGUGUCCCUGAUCGACCCUAGCGGUACCGGUCAAUUACAGCGCUCGGCGUUCGUUCAAUGGUACGUCAACCACGUCGAUGGUGGAAUUCGGGACGUCAGUGACUCACGUUCACUCGACUCGGAUGACCGGGCGGAGCGAGAAGAGGAGCGCGAACAUACGCGCAAGCGCUUUAUGGACAUGGCCGUCGAGGACCAGUUCGGAUACGCAGUGGACGCUUCCGAUUUUGGGAAGCUAAUGGAGUCCAUGGGCACGACAUACUGCGAAGAGGAGCACGUCGAGACAAUCAAGAAGCUCCAGAAGAAGCCUAGGAACAUGAUUUAUCUGGACGAUUUCUGCGACUGGUACGUUGCUUGGCUAUUCAAUGGUGACGAAGAUUCUGUCAGCGAGAAGGACGACCAGGAUAUAGCUAAGGGAAAAGAGGAUAAGGGCCUCUCCCCCUACGGCACUGCUGGAGGGUGGGGUGAUACGUUUAAGAAGCAGGGUGAUAGCGGAGGUUGGAAGUGCGACGUGUGUAUGGUACACAACGAGUCGUCCUUGACGAAGUGCGCUGCUUGCGAGACGCCACGCCCCGGUCACAGGGAUACAGAAUCCCUCGCGAUUCCCGAAUCCAAAUGUAGUGGUUCAAUCGGUCCGAGUGGGUUCACUUUUGGGGUUCCAGCUGCCAGUGCUAUAAGUAAAACAGAAGGGUCAGGCUUCAUCUUUGGUGAAGCUCCGUUGCCACCAUUGGCCGCCCCGGCCAGAAGUGACAUGGCUGGAUCCGCAGCAAGCGCAAGCAGUGGUUUCACAUUCGUUUCUCUCCACAUUACAGACCAAACGUUGUCUCGGGUCCAGCGGUCAACCUCUUCUUCGACCUCGAAUUCUGUUUCCCCCCUGUCAUCAACGACGCCUCAGAAGCCCUUCUCCGCAGCCCUGAAGACCAGCAGUGCUUUCCCAUCGAUGUCCAGUAGCGCCCCUACUCCGGCGUCAGCAUCAGUAAAUGCAUCGUCGUCAGCAGCGUUUCCUCCAAUGUCGUCGACGGCUCCGACGCCCUUCUCCGCACCCUCGAAGACCAGCAGUGCUUUCCCAUCGAUGUCCAGUAGCGCCCCUACUCCGGCGUCAGCAUCAGUAAAUGCAUCGUCGUCAGCAGCGUUUCCUCCAAUGUCGUCGACGGCUCCGACGCCCUUCUCCGCAACCCUGAAGACCAGCAGUGCUAUCCCACCGAUGUCCAGUGGCGCCCCUACUCCGGCGUCAGCAUCAGUAAAGGCAUCGUCGUCAGCAGCGUUUCCUCCAAUGUCGUCGACGGCUCCGACGCCCUUCUCCGCACCCACAAAGACGGCCACUUCAUCGGCUCCCGGAAUUUUCUUCCCAUCCACAACAUAUGUAUCUCCGUCGUCUUCAAUUCAGCCUCAAUCAAGAAUAGUUGCUGCCAAUCCGUUGCUCCGGGGAAACGGCGCAGAGACUCUAGACUUAUCCGACUGUUCUAGGCAGUUUCUGGAUAUCGCUCAGAAGAUGAAUAUAAACCUGGUGGACCUGUCGUCCCACUUACCGUCAAUGGCUCGGCAUUCCGUUGAAAUUUCUAUUUCAGACGUAGUAGCUGAUCUCCGGGAUUGCAUGGUGGCGCUUUUUGACAUACAGUUUUCGUUGUCUCACAUCAAGGACAAAAGUGCAACCUCUCUUUACAUGCGAGCCCAUACAACACGUUUGUUUUCCGAAAGUAGGCAGACCAUAGACAUGCUGUCUUCACAGAAUACGGAUUCUUUUGUUCUGAACCAACCACUUGAUAGCGAAUCAGAGAAACGACGGCGCGAGAUGGCAUCAACUGCUUACAAGUUCCAUGGCUACUUGGAAAGACUUGAAAAACAAACAGCACUAUUGGAGGAUUUUCGCGGUCCGAACGGACCUGGAAGGUUAAUUCACCAGCUUACAUCCCUUCUGAAUGAUACGAAAGCCUUCAGAGAUGAAGUUGUUCGAAUGGGAGGACGAGUUGAAGAGAUUUGGAAAGUCGGAAGAAGUAGAAAAUUGCGCAGUAGGGGUGUUUCCCCGGCGCGAGCCAGCGUUCAAGCCCGAACGAAGACAUCUUCCAGUUGUGCUUCCGUUCUCGAUCUUUGCAUAAGUGUCGACAAAUCGUUCCAGCGUUUAACUACCCCGUCUAUCACGGUAUUUAAGUUGAUGCAACCUUGCGAGCCUGCGCCUGUUGAGAAGGCAACCUUUCGUAGACAGUGGAAUAGUAAAUACGCGAUAGCUCAGUCAAUACCGUUGAGCAUUGGGAUGACAGACAUUGAACGUCGACGUCCCGCAAACGAAUCUCUUUUAUUUUCGCAACAAGCGCGAUAUGUACACCGUCGUGCAUGGGACGGAUCGUCAGUUGAUACAUCUCAAGCACAGAAGCUCUCGUUCUCUCCACCGAAGGAACUGACUAUGAGAAAUACGGUGGAUGCUGCCCAGAACUCUCUCGCUAAAUUUGGCACAACUAGGACAGCUGUAAAUGGAGCCCUCAGCAUUGCAGAGCGCGGCGUUGGAAAGCCAAUAGCUACUCAGUCCGUGAACACCCCCCACGAGAUCGCAUCUAUAAAGCCAGAAGCAGUUCUUUCCGCUGUUUCAGCAGCUCUCCCUCCGCUUUCAACAAAAGCACCAACAGCAUUCUCAGCUCAGGCAUCCCCGGAUUCUACGGAAAAUCAAAUGGCACCUCAGACUCGAUCUUUCGAUUCUUCCAACCGAAAUGAUCAAGGAGGGGCAGUCCCAAGAAUGGAUCUGGACAAAGCAUCCAGUUUGCCCGACUCGCUGGUGAAGACAGACAAUUCGAAGUCAAGGGAUAGUCCGGCUAUCUCUAGGAGUUACAGAGAAUUGUUGGAAGACUUUUAUGUGAAGUAUUGCCCGACAAAGCUCGGUGACAUCGAGAAGCUCUUGGAAAAAUACAAGGGCCGCGAAGCUGAAAUGUUUGCCAAGCUAUCUAAGAAGUAUAAUGUAGCAAAUCCGUUAGGUUCGACAGAUCCACCUAUAAGCGGCUCCUUCGGAGCAGCCGACAGGUCUUCCAAAAACCCUUUCACCCAGUCUGCUGCUCAAAAGGGCCCAUCUCUGUCCUCUGUCCAGAGGACAUCUGAUGCUUCGAGCCUGUCCCCCUUCAGAGCUAGUGUACCUGGAGUUUCAUCUCACCUUGGAGCAACAGGAAGCUCGCAAGAUAUUCUCAGUGCAUCGUCCGGAGCUUUUGGAACAUCGCACCCAAGUCCUGCAGGUUUUUCAAUGACUUCGAACGCCAACCACACGGUGUCUUCUGCAUUCGGAUCUUCAUCGACCGCUACAGCGAUGCACUCUGAAUUGGGUCCUGUGAUGGAUACUACAAAGUCACCAUUUGAUUCAGCUGGGACGCCUGCAUUCGGACAGCUGAUAUCCUCUCCUUCCACGACUCCAUUUGGCAUGUCAGCGCAGUCAUCUUCUGCAAUCUCUUUAAAGAGCGGUCAAUUGUUUACCGGCGGAAAUCCACGUGAAACACUGCUAGCCUUCUACAAUCAGCACAACCCUUCGAAAGUCGCUGAGGUAGACCGUUUACUGGCGAAAUAUCAGGGCAAGGAAGAUCAAAUGUUUCGCAAUCUGGCAAAAAAAUACAAUCUUGAUCCCUCUACGUUUGGUAUUUCGUCUGGACCAUCGGCGGCUUUAGCUUUCGGUAGCCCCACAAUAGGAGCUCCAACCAACUUUGGACAGCCAUCUGCGCUUGGUGGUGGGUCGCCUUUUGGUGCACCAGUUCCGGCACCUGGCCGGUUUGGAGGAGCCAUUUCUGGAGGUGGCUUUUCACAGUUUUCAUCACCAAGCUCAGCGCCCUCGCCGUCUGGGCUUAGCUCCUCGGGUGCCUUUGGAUCUGCGAGUUUUGGUGCGCUAGCCCAAUCUCCGGCGCCUUCUGGCUUUGGUGCGUUUGGGUCGGCAUCACUCGCGUCACCCUUCGGGUCAACAACACCCUUUGGUGCCGCACGUCGAUAGAGGAAAGCUGCGUAAGAGUGUAAAGCUAGGAGUGGUAGACGUUGAUUAUGUUAGUAUUCAGAACGCUGUUAAAGUGGAAGGAUUCACUGGUGUAAGCUCUUUGCAAUUAAAAAACACGACAUCACAGAUCC